AUGGAAGUGACAUCGCAAGAAUCCGAUGUCGCCGGCAAGGCUCCCAACAUCCAUACUUCAAGUAGCACUAGUGACGUUGCUGAGGCGGAUUACAAGAUACCCACUUCUACAGAAGAGGAGACUGGAAAACCAUGCAAGAACCUGGACUCUGACAACAACCAAGAUCUAGAGGAAAACCAGGAGGGACAGCGUGAACCAAUGGAAGAAGAACAGCAGGAGAAUGAAAAGGAGGAACAAUCCCUUUUGGAUGAAGCCAAGCGGUCUAUUGCCUAUCCAGCAGCAAAGAAGAAAAAAAGCCAACAGGAUCCUCUGUUGCCCACAGCUACUAUCACCCCUGGUACUUCUACUGCUCAUAAAGUCACCACUGUAAGUCCCAUGUUGGCAGCCGAAAAACGAAACAUUGCUUAUCCCAAAAACCGUGGAACAGCUGCUCCAACAACAGAAGUCCCAGCUGUAGACACCAAUGCGCAGCAGCCGAUCCACAAAGAGAACCAGAUGAUGGCCAAUACUGCCAAAACUGAUGAGCCCAGUGCCCUCUUGGUGCAUGAAAAGCAACACAUUGCCUAUCCAAAAAGUGGGCCUUCUAGUAAGAACAGAGCCACCGGUAUUCAAGGACUUGCUGAGGCCGAUCAUCCGUUGCCCACUAGUGCCACUGCAGCUCGUAAAGUCACAACUGUGAGUCCCAUGUUGGCAGAAGAAAAGCAAUACAUUGUAUAUCCCAAAAGACAUGGAUCAGUUAGUCAGACACAAGUGCCACCAGCCGCCAUCUUCACUGAGCAAACCAUGGACGAUACUGCCAAAACUGAUGAGCCCAGUGCCCUCUUGGCACACGAAAAGCGACACAUUGCCUAUCCAAAAAGUGGGCCAGCUGGUAAAAGCAGAGCCUCCAACAAUCAAGGAGAUAGGUCUGGCACUGCGGAACCUGCACUGGCUGAUUCUACCAACAACAGCAACCAAGGGUGGACCAGCAAACCUAGCACCGGAAAUUCUACUCUCCUACAAGCUGCAAAAAGAACUAUCAAAUAUCCAAGAGGAGAGACAAACAGAACUGCGAACACGGAUGAAGUUCGCCUUGUUACGGUACAACAUAAUGACAAUCGUGGAAUUACGCCUUUGCUUCCGCCUGAAGGUAGCCUUACCACGGAAAAUUCAGAGCCUCCUCCUUCAGCGCUACAGCCAGGCCAUGACGAACCAUCCGUCCCUUCACCUGAAGCAAGCCACGAAGAAACAUUGUUCCAGGAAAGCAGAGAAGUGGCAGAGACAGUUGCCGAAGCAGAGAUUGCUCAACCACCUACGUUCAAUCAUGUUGAUUCCAAUAGUGGCUUGGCUGUGGCCAAUUUGGUAGUGGCAGACGAAACGACCACUCAGGAUCUGCCCCAGGCUCAAGAUUACAGUCCGGACGAAAUCAACAACAACAGAGAAGAAAAAAUGAAGCAAUUCAAAACCAAGGUCUUCUUGGGAGUCAUUGUCUUGUUGGCCAUCACUAUUAUUUUGGUAGCCAUCCUGAUUACUCGACGUCAAGAGGAGAAUGCAGAUCUUGUCCCAACAACCUCACCUAGUGAGAUGCCCAGCAGCAACCCAUCUCAGGGACCAUCAUCAUAUUCAGAGUACUGGCUGUCUCUUUUCCCUGAAUCAACAGUCUCUGCAAUUUUGGAGGAUCCAGAAUCGCCCCAGUCGAUGGCAUUUGAAUGGCUCACGGAAGAGAUUGACAUCCUACGCAACCUUACGGAGCAGAGAGUUGUACAACGUUUCGUCCUUGCAAGCUUCUAUUUUGCCAACAGCGACGAUCAAUGGUCCUAUAGUGACAAUUGGCUCAACCACAGUGUUCAUGAGUGCCUUUGGUAUUCAGGUUUGGAGGAUUUUUAUUUCUUUUUUGGGGCAGACCAACUGCUCCCACUGGAUCACAUCAGUCCCUGUGAGCAAGAUCCAGCGGGAUAUCUAGAGGGUGGUAUUUUGUACCAGGGAGAUGGAAUCAUGAGGCACUUGUGGCUGCAAUUCAAUGGCCUGGUGGGAUCAGGGAUUCCACCAGAGCUCUACUUGCUUACGGAACUUCGGAGCUUGGGGUUGGAUGAAUUGAACCUUACCAGCACCAUCCCAGAAGAGCUCUCUGGCCUUCCCAGUUUGGAGUAUAUUUCCAUGAAUUUUUGCAGCCUUUAUGGUUCCAUUCCUGAAGCACUUGGAAGUUUGUCAAAACUUGGAAUCAUGUACUUCGGCUGGAAUUCUUUGACGGGAACUCUUCCAUCAUCCCUGUUUUCCCUUACAAUGCAAUCCGUUGCUCUUCCUGAAAAUCAGCUGACAGGACCAGUACCAACAGAACUGGGAUUGCUAACAGCUUUGGGGGGUCUGGCACUUGACACCAACCUUUUCACGGGGACACUUCCCACAGAAAUUGGCCGAUUAACCGGGUUAGAGUCCUUGUAUCUGAAUAGCCUGAUUCUGAGUGGUGCUAUCCCCAAUGAGCUUGCAGCUCUUACAGACAUGAUACUUUUGUACCUGGAUAACUCGGGUUUUAGUGGGACAAUCCCUAAAUGGCUUGACAGCAUGACAUCCAUAGACACAUUGUUUCUGUCGGACAACUCCUUUACUGGGACUAUCCCAACAGAGCUUGGGCUUCUAACAGAGAUGCUUGUUUUGUGGCUUAAUUCGAAUGCUUUGUCCGGCACAAUCCCAACUGAAAUCGGAAUGUACGAGCAAGUCAGCCAGCUUUGUGGAUGUGACUUGUGUAUCUGUUCUGACAAUACAACAUCACAGACACUGGAGGGAGAAAGACUUGUCUAUGUAGACGGUCAGCUGCUACUGCUGAGUGAUGAGGGUUACCUGCUGCCGCUGAGUGAGGCAAACCUAACUGAGGGGAACCAAACUGAACCCUGA
Messenger RNA from Seminavis robusta, 2871 nucleotides. The record is from the annotation of a GenBank genome assembly. Lineage: Eukaryota; Bacillariophyta; Bacillariophyceae; Naviculales; Naviculaceae.